This is a messenger RNA of Cutaneotrichosporon oleaginosum, 1965 nucleotides long. RefSeq lists its product as uncharacterized. The record is from RefSeq and is a predicted model, not a curated record. NCBI's taxonomy places the organism in Eukaryota, Fungi, Basidiomycota, Tremellomycetes, Trichosporonales, Trichosporonaceae. Gene Ontology annotation, molecular function: lipase activity.
AUGGCAGUCCGGAGACGGACACGUGCGCCCCCAGCUCCUCUCCGAUGGGAGGAGACGACCUCCAUCGUCGACAAGUACUGGGGCGAAAUGACGUCCGAGGCUAUUCGCGAGCGCGUCCUCGAAGCUGCCCCGCGCAAUCCGCUACACACACAUCGUGUCUUCAGGAAGCUCUACAUUGCCUUCUUCUUCCUUUUUGGCUUCUUCGUCCUUGUCCCACUUUGGUUCCUAUGGUACUGGCCCCGAUUUACGCGCCCUAGACGAUCCUGGACCGCCCAACGCUGCGUCCGAGUGGCGUGGAGUCGCCGCAUUUGCGCAAUCGUCGCCCGCUGUGAAAUCGAUUGGCUCGGAAGGGACCUGAGCGUGCAGCUGGAUCCCUCGAGGCUCGUCCACUCGCACCCAGUCACCCUCGGCGUCCCGCCAGACUCGUGGCUGAUUGGUUAUGCCGCAGACAUGAUGGAGCAGUUGCACGCGACCCGCGGCAAGUGGCACCCCGACAUGGUCCACAGACGGUCCUCGGCCUGGAGUAGAUGGAACCCCGCACCUGCGCCGCACGGCUUCGCCCCGGUGUCGGCCUUUUGGUACUCCGGGCCGAAAGCCAGCAGGAAGAGCAAGCCCCUUCCUCGUCAGAGAGGCGAACCGGUGCUUCUGGCCUUCCACGGCGGCGGCUACAUCUGCGGCUCUGCUGCGGAGACGGACGCCACAUCGCUCAUCUACCGGAACCUAGUGCAAUACACUGCCGUCAAGCACGUCCUGAGCGUCGACUAUCGUUUGGCCAACAAGUCCCCCUGGCCUCUUCCCCUGCUAGACGCCAUCGCGGCAUACUACCACCUUGUGGCAGUUGAAGGCAUUGACGAGCGCGACAUUCUCAUUGGCGGGGAUAGCGCAGGCGGGCACCUCGCGCUGGCGACGAUGCGCUGGAUCCGCGACGCUGGUCCGCAACUGGGCCUGCGCGGGCCCCGUGCUCUGAUCCUCUUUUCACCCUGGUGCGAUAUCGGGUUCACCCACGUUUGGGGUGACAAGCUCAUGAAGCACAACCAAAGCACGGACAUCAUCCACGACAGCUUCGGACCCUUUGCCUCGGGCUUGCUCACACGCGCCAUGCCGCCCGGCUGCAUCCACAAGGACGUGUACCUCUCUCCAGCCUCGCGCCUCAUCGCUCCGACGGCAGGCACGUUCGCCGGCUUCCCGCCCAUGUUCAUUACGUACGGCGAGGUCGAACGCAUCUCGCUCGAGAUCACCGACUUGUUCCGCCGCGUCCAGCUUUCGCGCAGGACCAUGCCCGCGGUGAUCCCAGACGAGCUGUAUCAAGCACCUGACGCAGUACACGACUUCAUGAUAUUCCCCUGGUUUGCCGACGAGACCGCCGGCGUGCUCGAGCGUCUCGACGAGUGGCUCCGCGAGCUCUUGUCUCGCGACGACACCGAGGACGACGCGGUCAGCCUCAACCUCGGCCCGCACGGCGAGCUCCAGCCCCUUGCCAUGAUCUCGCCCGCUACCGAGCUGCCCCCGCCCCUCGCCCCGCUCACGGGCAUGCGGCCUACUGCGGCGCAGUCGUCGCGCCCCUCACCUCACGUCAGUCCGUUUUCGCCUUUCUCGCCUCUCUCCCCGCUCCAGUCGCCCUACGUCCACGCCCUGUCUCCAGAGGAGAAGCAGCGCCGGCAGGAGAAGCGCGCCGCGCUCAGAGCCGCAAAGAGCCCCAGAAUGGUGCCGGUGCGCGACACGCCGCGCCUCAUGUACGCCGACAUGCGCCACGAAGGCCUUCACUACUUGGACAUUCCGCACCUCGAUCUGGGCGGCAGCGGUGGAUCUGGUGUGCCCAUCGGCACCGCCGCCCUCGAGGAGGACGAGCUUCGGCUUGAGGCCGAAAAGGACGACAGCGAGACGUCCAGAGAAAGCGACAGCGCGUCGCGUCCGCCUUCGCGUCGCGCCAAGUCGACUCCCUCGCACCCCCGCUCUAAGAUGUAG